Messenger RNA from Suncus etruscus (white-toothed pygmy shrew), 4252 nucleotides. RefSeq names its product ArfGAP with SH3 domain, ankyrin repeat and PH domain 1 (gene ASAP1). Gene Ontology annotation, cellular component: cytoplasm. The record is from RefSeq and is a predicted model, not a curated record. The transcript has 29 exons. Bases 18 to 3356 code for a protein of 1112 amino acids. Gene Ontology annotation, biological process: positive regulation of GTPase activity. Gene Ontology annotation, molecular function: protein binding; GTPase activator activity. Lineage: Eukaryota; Metazoa; Chordata; Mammalia; Eulipotyphla; Soricidae.
AUUCACUAUGGAAUCGGAUGCCGGACCAGAUCUCCGUGUCCGAGUUCCUGGCCGAGACCACCGAGGACUACAACUCGCCCACCACGUCCAGCUUCACCACGCGGCUGCACAACUGCAGGAACACCGUCGCGCAGCUGGAGGAGGCUCUAGACCAAGAUAGGACAGCCUUACAGAAAGUGAAAAAGUCCGUAAAAGCAAUAUAUAAUUCCGGUCAAGAUCAUGUACAAAACGAAGAAAACUAUGCACAAGUUCUUGAUAAGUUCGGAAGUAAUUUUUUAAGUCGAGACAAUCCAGAUCUUGGUACUGCUUUUGUCAAAUUUUCGACUCUUACCAAGGAAUUGUCUACAUUGCUGAAAAAUCUGCUCCAGGGUUUGAGCCACAAUGUGAUUUUCACCUUGGAUUCCUUGUUAAAAGGAGACCUGAAGGGAGUCAAAGGGGAUCUUAAGAAGCCAUUUGACAAAGCUUGGAAAGAUUAUGAGACAAAAUUUACAAAAAUUGAAAAGGAAAAGAGAGAGCAUGCAAAACAGCAUGGAAUGAUCCGUACUGAGAUAACUGGAGCCGAGAUUGCUGAAGAAAUGGAGAAAGAAAGGCGACUCUUUCAGCUCCAAAUGUGUGAAUAUCUCAUUAAAGUCAAUGAAAUCAAGACCAAAAAGGGCGUGGAUCUCCUGCAGAACCUUAUCAAGUAUUAUCAUACACAGUGCAAUUUCUUUCAAGAUGGUUUGAAGACAGCUGACAAAUUGAAACAAUACAUUGAAAAAUUGGCUGCCGACCUGUAUAAUAUAAAACAGACCCAGGAUGAAGAAAAGAAACAGCUCACGGCACUUCGAGACUUAAUAAAAUCCUCCCUUCAGCUUGAUCAGAAAGAAGAUUCCCAGAGCCGGCAAGGAGGAUACAGCAUGCAUCAGCUCCAAGGCAAUAAGGAAUACGGCAGUGAAAAGAAGGGGUACCUGCUGAAGAAAAGCGAUGGGCUCCGGAAAGUGUGGCAGAGAAGAAAGUGUGCAGUAAAGAAUGGGAUUCUGACCAUUUCACAUGCCACGUCUAACAGGCAGCCAGCUAAGUUGAAUCUUCUCACCUGCCAGGUGAAACCGAAUGCCGAAGACAAGAAAUCUUUUGACCUGAUAUCACAUAAUAGGACAUAUCACUUUCAGGCAGAAGAUGAGCAGGAUUAUGUAGCGUGGAUAUCAGUGUUGACAAAUAGCAAAGAAGAGGCUCUAACCAUGGCCUUCCGUGGAGAGCAGAACACUGGGGAGAACAGCUUGGAAGAUUUGACAAAAGCCAUUAUUGAGGACGUCCAGCGGCUGCCGGGGAAUGAGGUCUGCUGUGAUUGUGGCUCAUCAGAACCCACCUGGCUUUCAACCAACUUGGGUAUUUUGACCUGUAUAGAAUGUUCCGGCAUCCACAGGGAAAUGGGGGUCCAUAUUUCUCGCAUUCAGUCUUUGGAACUAGACAAAUUAGGAACUUCUGAACUCUUGCUGGCCAAGAACGUAGGAAACAAUAGUUUUAAUGAUAUUAUGGAAGCAAAUUUACCUAGCCCCUCACCAAAACCCACCCCUUCAAGUGAUAUGACUGUACGGAAAGAGUAUAUCACAGCAAAGUAUAUAGACCGUAGGUUUUCAAGGAAGUCAUGUUCAACUUCGUCAGCUAAACUGAAUGAGCUGCUCGAGGCCAUUAAGUCCAGGGAUUUACUUGCACUAAUUCAAGUCUAUGCAGAAGGAGUAGAACUAAUGGAACCACUGCUGGAUCCUGGUCAAGAAUUAGGGGAGACAGCUCUUCAUCUUGCAGUUCGAACUGCAGACCAAACAUCGCUGCAUUUAGUUGACUUCCUUGUACAAAAUUGUGGGAAUCUGGAUAAGCAGACAGCCCUGGGAAAUACAGUUCUGCACUAUUGUAGCAUGUAUGGGAAACCAGAAUGUUUAAAGCUUCUUCUUAGGAGCAAGCCCACUGUGGAUGUUGUAAACCAGGCUGGCGAGACUGCCCUGGACAUAGCAAAGAGACUAAAAGCUACCCAGUGUGAAGAUCUGCUUUCCCAGGCUAAAUCUGGAAAGUUUAAUCCACAUGUCCAUGUCGAGUAUGAGUGGAAUCUUCGACCAGAUGAGAUGGAUGAAAGCGAUGAUGAUCUGGAUGAUAAACCAAGUCCAAUCAAAAAAGAGCGCUCCCCGAGACCACAGAGCUUCUGCCACUCCUCCAGUAUCUCUCCCCAGGACAAGCUGUCACUGCCGGGAUUCAGCACUCCAAGGGACAAGCAACGACUCUCCUACGGCGCCUUCACCAACCAGAUCUUUGCCUCCACAAGCACAGACUCCCCCACAUCACCAACCACAGAGGCACCUCCGCUGCCUCCCAGAAACGCCGGGAAAGGUCCAACUGGCCCACCUUCAACACUCCCUCUAAGCACCCAGACCUCUAGUGGCAGCUCUACCCUGUCCAAGAAGAGGCCUCCUCCCCCACCACCCGGACACAAGAGAACCCUAUCCGAUCCUCCCAGCCCACUACCUCAUGGGCCCCAAAACAAAGGCGCAGUUCCUUGGGGUAAUGACGUGGGGCCAUCAUCUUCGAGUAAGACUGCGAACAAGUUUGAGGGACUGUCUCAGCAGUCAAGCACCGGUUCUGCAAAGACUGCCCUUGGCCCCAGAGUUCUUCCUAAACUACCUCAGAAAGUGGCACUAAGGAAGACAGAAACCAGCCAUCAUCUCUCCCUCGACAAAGCCAACAUCCCGCCUGAAAUCUUCCAGAAAUCAUCCCAACUGGCAGACUUGCCACAGAAGCCACCGCCUGGAGAGCUGCCCCCGAAGCCCACAGAACUUGCCCCCAAGCCCCAGAUUGGAGAGCUACCACCUAAGCCAGGAGAACUGCCACCCAAGCCCCAGCUGGGCGACCUCCCGCCCAAACCCCAGCUCUCUGACUUGCCUCCCAAGCCACAGAUGAAAGACCUGCCCCCCAAGCCUCAGCUUGGGGACCUGCUGGCAAAGUCCCAGACUGCAGACGUCUCCCCCAAGACUCAACAGCCCGGGGAUAUCACACAAAAGUCACACCCACUCGAUCUGUCCCCCAACAUGCAGUCUCGAGACGCCGUCCCGAAGCAGGCGUCAGAAGACUCCAACGACCUCACCCCCUCACUGCCUGAGACGCCAGUGCCACUACCUAGGAAAAUCAACACGGGAAAGAACAAAGUCAGGCGGGUGAAGACCAUCUACGACUGCCAGGCAGACAAUGAUGACGAACUGACCUUCAUCGAGGGCGAGGUGAUCGUUGUCACGGGCGAGGAGGACCAGGAGUGGUGGAUUGGCCACAUCGAAGGACAGCCAGAGAGGAAGGGAGUCUUUCCAGUGUCCUUCGUUCACAUCCUGUCUGACUAGCGAAAAGCGGAACCUGAAGAUUGUCCACGUUCUUUGUGCGAGACUGCUGGCUCCAUAUAACCCCGUGCACAAUGUGUAUAUAUAUAUAGCUGCUGUUACAGAGCAAGAAGCGGGUGGAGGACGGCUCAGGAGGGACGUAGUGUGUGCUGUAAAUACCCUGUGGUCUUCUGCCUUCGCCAGCAAUAGGGCACGCCUUACCGGUUUGCCAAAGCCAUCCUUGGCAUCUAGCACUUAACAUCUCUCUGUGCUGUGUAUCGAGUAAACAGAAACCGAAAGAUCAGGCUUUGCAAAUAAAGGUGGUCUCAGCGUCCGUUGGAUGGCAUAGAACACACUCCGUUCCUAACAGUGCAGUAUUCUCUUACCGUGUUACUGAAAAGGCAACAUUAGCAAAGAGGUGGGUUCCGCUUCCCAGAUGAAACUUUAGCUCCAUUACAGACCAGCCUGUAGUUACCUGUACACACCGUUUACAACUCCAAACGCCUCCUUUGCUAUUUAUUACAGAGAAGUGCUCAGUUAAACGUGUUAUUCCUUCAGCAAAAUACUCAUUCACCCAAAACCUUUGGUGGCAUCUUGCUAUGCCCAACAGCUUCAUGCAAGUGUAGACAAGUAGAUUUAUACUGUCUUAAAAUGAUGAGUGCCCACCCCUGAGAUAUGAUUACCUCAUUAUGCAAAAGUACAUAUCCGCCAUGACUAUGUUGACAAGAGUUUAAAACACAUCUGAAGAAGUUCGACUUUCAGGCACCAAGGACUGCCAGAAUUAUUAACCUCUGAAUUAUGCAUGCCUUUAGAAGCUUACCCGAAAUCUGCCUUUUAUAAAGGAAAAUUAUGGACAAGUUGAACUGUACGUUUUUCUAAACUUGAUUGCCAUUAAAGCAGAAAUUAUAAGGUUGCAAAAA